UCCUCUCGACCUUUUCCAGGUUCGCCCCGUAGAAGGGUAAAGUGAGCUGUUGGUCCGAUUGAGAAGAUGACGACCGACAUCUCGGUGGUGCGCUCGGGUUGGGACCCGACGCUUCAGCAAGAGAUCGUCGAUGAAUACGAAUACGAUGGAGGGAACUCGAGCUCCAGGCUCUUCGAACGGUCUCGAAUCAAGGCACUGGCCGGGGAGCGCGAGUCGGUCCAGAAGAAGACGUUCCAGAAGUGGGUGAACUCCCACCUGGUGAGAUGCUCCUGCAGGAUCGGAGAUUUAUACGUGGACCUGCGGGACGGCAAGAUGCUGAUAAAACUCCUGGAGAUCCUCUCCGGGGAGCGGCUACCCCGGCCGACGAAGGGGAAGAUGCGCAUCCACUGUCUCGAGAACGUGGACAAGGCGCUGCAGUUCUUACGGGAGCAGAGAGUCCACCUGGAGAACAUGGGCUCGCACGACAUCGUCGACGGGAACCCUCGCCUGAGCUUGGGUCUGAUCUGGACCAUAAUCCUGCGCUUCCAGAUCCAGGACAUCACGAUCGAGGAGACCGACAACCAGGAGACCAAGUCCGCCAAGGACGCGCUUCUCCUCUGGUGCCAGAUGAAGACCGCCGGGUACCACAACGUAAACGUCCGGAACUUCACGACCUCCUGGAGGGACGGCCUCGCGUUCAACGCCAUUAUCCACAAGCACCGUCCCGACCUGAUCCACUUCGAUAAGCUGUCGAAGUCGAACGCGAUCUACAACCUGAACAACGCGUUCAACGUCGCCGAGGACAAGUUAGGCUUGACGAAGCUCCUCGACGCCGAGGACAUCUUCGUCGACCACCCGGACGAGAAGUCGAUAAUCACGUACGUGGUGACCUACUACCACUACUUCUCGAAGAUGAAGCAGGAGACGGUCCAGGGUAAGCGGAUCGGCAAGGUGGUGGGCAUCGCGAUGGAGAACGACCGGAUGAUCCACGAGUACGAGAGCCUGACGAGCGACCUGUUGAGGUGGAUCGAGGCGACCAUCCAAGCAUUGGCGGGACGGAAAUUCGCGAACUCCCUCGUCGGGGUCCAGUCCCAGCUGUCCCAGUUCUCUAACUACAGGACCGUCGAGAAACCCCCGAAAUUCGUGGAGAAGGGCAACCUGGAGGUGCUGCUCUUCACCCUGCAGUCGAAGAUGAGGGCAAACAACCAGAAGCCGUACAUCCCGAAGGAGGGCAAGAUGAUCUCGGACAUAAACAAGGCCUGGGAAAGGCUGGAGAAGGCGGAGCACGAGCGGGAGCUCGCCCUGAGGGAGGAGCUCAUCCGUCAGGAGAAGCUGGAGCAGCUGGCUGCGAGGUUCAACCGGAAGGCGAGCAUGAGGGAGACCUGGCUCUCGGAGAACCAGCGACUCGUCUCCCAGGACAACUUCGGCUUCGACCUGGCGGCCGUGGAGGCCGCCGCGAAGAAACACGAGGCCAUAGAGACGGAUAUCUUCGCCUACGAGGAGCGCGUCCAGGCCGUCAUGGCUGUCUCUCAGGAGCUGGAGGCCGAGAAGUACCACGACAUCGAGAGGAUCAACCAGCGCAAGGACAACGUCCUCCGGCUCUGGCACUACCUCCUGGAGCUACUCCGCGCCAGGAGGCUCAGACUCGAGUCCUCGCUUCACCUGCAGCAGAACUUCCAGGAGAUGCUCUACAUCCUCGACAGCAUGGAGGAGAUCAAGAUGAGGCUGCUGACCGACGACUACGGGAAGCACCUCAUGGGCGUCGAGGACCUUCUGCAGAAGCACUCGCUGGUAGAGGCCGACAUCAACGUCCUGGGCGAGAGAGUCAAGGCCGUGGUCCAGCAGAGCCAGAAGUUCCUCGAACAGGGGGAGGGCUAUCGUCCCUGCGACCCGACCAUCAUCGUCGAGCGAGUCCAGCAGCUGGAAGACGCCUAUGCCGAGCUGGUGCGACUCGCCGUGGAAAGAAGAGCCAGACUGGAAGAAUCCCGCAAGCUCUGGCAGUUCUACUGGGACAUGGCCGACGAGGAGAACUGGAUCAAGGAGAAGGAGCAGAUCGUCUCCACCGGGGACAUCGGGCACGACCUGACGACCAUCAACCUCCUGUUAUCGAAGCACAAGGCCCUGGAGAACGAGAUACAGUCCCACGAGCCGCAGCUGAUGACCGUCGCGGCCGUAGGAGACGAGCUCGUUCGACAACAACACUUCGGCUCGGAUCGCAUCCAGGAACGCCUCCAGGAGAUCCUGGGCAUGUGGAACCACCUCCUCGACCUGGCGGCCUUCAGGCGCAAGCGACUCGAGGAGGCCGUCGACUAUCACCAACUCUUCACCGACGCCGACGACGUCGACAUCUGGAUGCUGGACACCUUGCGACUCGUCUCCUCCGAGGACGUCGGCAGGGACGAGGCGAACGUGCAGUCGUUGCUGAAGAAGCACAAGGACGUGACGGACGAGCUGAAGAACUACGCGGCGACCAUCGAACAGCUCCACCAGCAGGCCUCCCAGCUAGGGGAGCAGGACGCAAAGUCGCCAGAGGUCCUGGAGAGGCUUGAGUCCAUCGACUCCAGGUACAAGGAGCUCCUAGAACUCGCUAAGCUGAGGAAGCAGCGACUCCUGGACGCCUCUUCCCUGUACAAGCUCUUCAGCGAGUCCGAUGGCGUCGAGCAAUGGAUCGGCGAGAAGAACCGGAUGCUGGACACCAUGGUCCCGGCCAAGGAUAUCGAGGACGUGGAGAUCAUGAAGCACAGGUACGACGGGUUCGAGAAGGAGAUGAACGCCAACGCUUCCAGGGUCGCCGUGGUGAACCAGCUCGCUCGUCAGCUCCUGCACGUGGAGCAUCCGAAUUCGGAGCAGAUCGUCGCCCGGCAGAAUGCAUUGAACCAGAAGUGGGCGGAAUUGAGGGAGAAGGCGGAGGGCAAGAGGGAAGCCCUCAACUCGGCCCAUGGGGUGCAGACCUUCCACAUCGAGUGCAGGGAGACCGUGUCCUGGAUCGAGGACAAGAAGAGGAUCCUGCAGCAGACCGACAGCCUGGAGAUGGAUUUGACGGGCGUGAUGACCCUCCAGAGGAGGCUGAGCGGCAUGGAGCGCGACCUGGCCGCCAUUCAGGCCAAGCUGGACGCCCUGGAGAAGGAGGCGCAGAUUAUCGAGCAGGAACACCCAGAAGAGGCGGCCGUCAUCCGCGAGAGGAUCACCCAGAUCCACGCGAUCUGGGAACAGCUGACGCAGAUGCUGAAGGAGCGCGACGCCAAGUUGGAGGAGGCCGGAGACCUCCACCGGUUCCUGAGAGACCUGGACCACUUCCAGGCGUGGCUGACCAAGACGCAGACGGAUGUCGCCAGCGAGGACACCCCGACCAGCCUCACCGACGCCGAGAAGCUCCUCACCCAGCAUCAGAACAUCAAGGAGGAGAUCGACAACUACAUCGACGACUACCAGAAAAUGAUGGAGUACGGGGAGAGACUGACCAGCGAGGCCGGGGACGGGGACACGCAGUACAUGUUCCUGAGGGAGAGGCUGAACGCCUUGAAGAUGGGCUGGGAGGAGCUGCAUCAGAUGUGGGCUAAUAGGCAGAACUUGUUGUCCAAUUCGCUGAAUCUUCAGGUCUUCGAUCGGGACGCUCGCCAGGCGGAGGUCCUCCUGUCCCAGCAGGAGCAUAUCCUGGCUAAGGACGAGACGCCCUCGAAUUUCGAGCAGGCCGAGAACAUGAUCAAACGCCACGAGGCCUUCAUGACCACCAUGGACGCCAACGACGAGAAGAUCAACUCCGUGGUCCAGUUUGCCGGGAGGCUGGUGGACGAGGGUCACUUCGCCGCCGACAAGGUGAAGAGGAAAGCGGAGAGUAUCAAUGAGCGCAGGAACAUCAACCGGGAGAAGGCCAACCAGCUGAUGGAGAGGCUGAAGGACCAGCUGCAGCUGCAGAUGUUCCUCCAGGACUGCGAGGAACUCGGGGAGUGGGUCCAGGAGAAGCACAUCACCGCUCAGGACGAGACCUACAGGAGCGCGAAGACGGUGCACAGCAAGUGGACCAGGCACCAGGCGUUCGAGGCCGAGAUCGCCAGCAACAAGGACCGUCUUCAGCAACUCCAGCAGGCCGCCGACGAGCUGAUCCAACAGAAGCCCGAGCUGGCGGAGAUAGUGACGCCGAAGGUCGCCGAGCUGGCCGACCAGUUCGAGGAGCUGAAGACCACGACCCACGACAAGGGGGAGCGACUCUUCGACGCGAACCGCGAGGUCCUGAUCCACCAGACCUGCGACGAUAUCGACUCCUGGAUGAACGAGCUGGAGAAGCAGAUCGAGAGCACCGACACCGGGUCCGACCUCGCCUCGGUGAACAUCCUGAUGCAGAAGCAGCAGAUGAUCGAGACCCAGAUGGCCGUGAAGGCGCGCCAGGUGACCGAGCUCGACAAACAGGCGGAGCAUCUGCAGCGCACCGUCCCCGACGACAAGAUGGAGGAGAUCAAGUGCAAGAAGGAGAAGGUGGCCCAGAGGUUCGCCCAGCUGAAGGCGCCGCUUAUCGACCGGCAGCGUCAUCUCGAGAAGAAGAAGGAGGCCUUCCAGUUCAGGCGCGACGUCGAGGACGAGAAACUCUGGAUCGCCGAGAAGAUGCCCCAGGCCACCAGCACCGAGUUUGGCAACUCCCUCUUCAACGUCCACAUGCUGAAGAAGAAGAACCAGUCCCUGAGGACCGAGAUCGAGAACCACGAGCCGAGGAUCAACUCGGUCUGCCACAACGGGCAGAAGUUGAUAGACGAGGCCCACGAGGACAGCCAGGAGUUCACCAGGCUGAUCUCGGAGUUAACCGAGAAGUGGAGGGAGCUCAAGGACGCCGUCGACGACCGCAACAGGCAGCUCCUGCAGAACGAGAAGGCCCAGCAGUACUUCUUCGACGCCACCGAGGCGGAGUCCUGGAUGAGCGAACAGGAGCUCUACAUGAUGGUCGAGGACCGGGGCAAGGACGAGAUCUCGGCGCAGAACCUGAUGAAGAAGCACGAGUCCUUGGAGCACGCGGUCGAGGACUACGCCGACACUGUCAGGCAGCUCGGCGAGACCGCCAGGCAGCUCAUCAACGACAAGCAUCCUCUGGCCGACCAGAUAGCGGUCAAACAGUCUCAGGUCGACAAGCUUUAUGCAGGCUUGAAGGACCUCGCCGGGGAACGUCGCGCCAAGCUCGACGAGGCUCUCCAGCUCUUCAUGCUGAACCGCGAGGUGGACGACCUGGAGCAGUGGAUCGCCGAGAGGGAGCUGGUGGCCGGGAGUCACGAGCUAGGCCAGGACUACGACCACGUCACCUUGCUCUGGGAGAGGUUCAAGGAGUUCGCCAGGGACACCGACACCAUCGGCUCGGAGAGGGUCGCCGCCGUCAACGGCAUCGCCGAUUCCCUGAUCGCCACGGGACACUCCGACGCUGCCACCAUCGCCGAAUGGAAGGACGGCCUCAACGAGGUCUGGCAGGACCUCCUGGAGCUGAUAGAGACCCGCACUCAGAUGCUGGCCGCCAGCAGGGAACUCCACAAGUUCUUCCACGACUGCAAGGACGUCCUCGGCAGGAUCCUCGAGAAGCAGAACGCCAUGUCGGACGAGCUGGGCCGCGACGCCGGCUCCGUCUCCGCCCUCCAGAGGAAGCACGCCAAUUUCAUCCAGGACCUCUCUACCUUGCAGAGCCAGGUCUCACAGAUCCAGGAAGAGUCUGCCAAGUUGCAAGCCAGCUACGCUGGGGAUAAGGCUAGGGAAAUUACUAACAGGGAGGCCGAAGUGGUCGCAGCGUGGAAUAAUCUACAGUCCCUGUGCGAGGGCAGGAAGGCCAAGCUCGAGGAUACCGGGGACCUGUUCCGGUUCUUCAACAUGGUCAGGACUCUCAUGAUCUGGAUGGACGACGUCGUCAGGCAGAUGAACACCUCCGAGAAACCGAGGGACGUGUCCGGCGUCGAGCUCCUCAUGAACAAUCACCAGAGCUUGAAGGCUGAGAUCGACACCAGAGAGGACAACCUCAUGGCGUGCAUUAACCUCGGCAAGGACCUCCUCGCCAGGAACCAUUAUGCCAGUGCCCAGAUCAAGGAGAAAUUGGCCACUCUCACCAACCACAGGAACGCGUUGCUGCAUCGCUGGGAGGAACGCUGGGAGAAUCUGCAGCUCAUCCUGGAGGUCUACCAGUUCGCCAGGGAUGCAGCGGUUGCAGAGGCUUGGCUGAUCGCCCAGGAACCGUACCUCAUGAGCCAGGAGCUUGGUCAUACCAUCGACGAAGUCGAGAACCUGAUCAAGAAGCACGAGGCUUUCGAAAAGUCCGCCGCGGCCCAGGAGGAGAGGUUUAGCGCGUUGGCACGACUCACCACCUUCGAGCUGAAAGAACUGAAGCGACGAGAGCAGGAGAGAGAGGAAGAGGAGAGACGCAAGAAGGAGGAAGCAGCCGCUGCAGAGGCUGCCAGGUUGGCUAAAGCUACCCCUGUUACUAGUCCCGAUGAACCACCCAGCGACAGACCCGACGGUGAGGGCUCGCCGAGCCGGGACCACGCAGCCGGCGAAGACGACUCCCAUGUGGCACUCCGCAAGGCUUCUACACGUACACCGCAACCUCAAGAAAAGCCCAAGGAAGUGCAUGCUCAGAAGCCUGGGCGACUGUCGUUACCGGAAGAGGCGAAACCACCUGUCACACCAUCCACUCCGAAAUCUCCAGCCCGCGUUGCAUCCACUCCGACAACUCCCAAGGGUGGCUCCGAGUCCGGCACUUUAAAGCGCAAGGAGCGUAGCCGCAGCAAGUCGCCCUUCCGCAGCUUCCGUUGGAGAAAAUCCGCCAAGUCGCCGAGUUUAGAUCGCAGCGGGGUGAGCGAUGACGAGCACAGUUUCCCCGAGCAAAGAAGCCCGACCGACGACGAGUACGAGGGUACCCUUGUACGAAAGCACGAGUGGGAGAGCACGACGAAGAAGGCCUCCAAUCGGUCCUGGGACAAGGUGUACAUGGUCGUCCGUGGACAAAACCUGGUCGCGUACAAGGAUCAGAAAUCGUACAAGUCUGCUCCUGAUCAACCAUACAAGGGAGAGUCGCCCUUGGACCUUAGAGGCGCCACCGUUAUCGUUGCCAGCGACUACACCAAGAAGAAACACGUCUUCCGAGUAAAGUCGCAGAGCGGAGCCGACUUCCUGUUCCAGGCCAAAGAUGACGCAGAGAUGAAGGACUGGGUGUCGAUGUUGAACCAGGCUGCACAAGGCACGUCAGGCGCAAGUACCUCCAAAGCGCAUACAUUGCCCGCCCCGACGCAAGCCGAGACCAAGCGGCGCAGUUUCUUCACUCUCAAGAAAAACUAAACUGGAGCAGUGCAAGUACGGGAAGCCGCUAACGUGCGCCAGCGCAACAAUACGUCGAGCGAAGAUGGAAUAAUUUGCGCCGCUUUACCCCGUAAAGCCGCGCCAAUAAGAAGAGGAAGAAGGGAAGAGGAAGAUAACGCAAAUUAUAGGAGACUCGGCCAGGAAUGAGUUUAACGCGCGACGCAGGAUUUUCCACAGUUGAGGGUGGAGAAGAAAAAAGAAAGAAUCUAACAAAAGUUGUCCUGGCCGAGUCGGCAAUCGCGCGUAAAACUUUCGAAGAUGCCUACCUCGGCGCGUUUUCGAAAUUUAGACGGUCUGCAAUAUCGCUAAUGAUAGAGACGCAGAAGA
Molecule: messenger RNA, 7623 nt
Organism: Orussus abietinus
Lineage: Eukaryota; Metazoa; Arthropoda; Insecta; Hymenoptera; Orussidae
Gene: beta-Spec
Product: spectrin beta chain
Exons: 12
Coding region: 67-7275 (2402 amino acids)
Biological process (GO): actin cytoskeleton organization; neuron development
Cellular component (GO): spectrin; cell junction; cortical actin cytoskeleton
Molecular function (GO): phospholipid binding; structural constituent of cytoskeleton; actin filament binding
Source: RefSeq, a predicted model, not a curated record